AUGGUCGGGGUACCGGGGAAAUACAAGGGGUGCGAGACCUGCAGACGAAGAAGGGUUAAGUGCGAUAACACGAGGCCCCUUUGCAAGAAAUGCGUCGACAACGGGCGAGAAUGCGAGGGAUACGAACGCCAGAUGGUCUUCAUCACGGCUACCCUCGAAGAUGGAGGACGCUGUUCUUCCCAUCCCCCCCGCCAGAUCGGCGGGUCCAGUAAGAAAGGCAAAUCGCAGUCUCCGGUUCCCCCAGAGGAAGAGAGCCCGCAGUUUGUGGCCGAGAAUCCUCUACAGCCAUCCUGGAACCACGUCAUCACCUUGUCGAGGGGCGGAGCGCCCCAAGGAUUCCGGAUUGUUGCUGUUAACACCCGGUUACGGAGUAUUAUGCAGGACCACAGCGGUAGGGAAGACUUCAGCUUGGAGGUGCCGCCGUAUGAUGUGCCAGACUUUCCGUUCUAUGGAGCGGAUGGUGAGUUGGAUGUGACGGGGCGGUGUAUUGUGCAUCUUGCUCCGGAGCAGGAGAGGGCUCAUGGUCCUGGGAGUUUAUGCAUGUAUCUGUACGAGCUUAGCGUCGCUCUGAUGAAACGAGAAGAAACAUUCCUAGCGUCCCCGGAGUGGAUGAGUAUUCCCUGGGAGCAACACGAAAAGACCAGAUUAGACAGGUUAUUCGACAUCAUCUCCCACAUUCCUCCUAUCCUCGCACGAACCGAAAUGGCCCUAUCCCAGCCCGUGACCCAGGUCCGGCAGCACCGCGUCCAAGAGCUCCUAGCCAACUGUCUGCAUAUUGAACACCAACUCGACGAGUGGUACAACACCGCCAGCAUGGUCAACAACGUCCCAAGCCUGUGGGAGGAGCAGGACAUGGAAAUGCAGAUCCCCUUCCUCAGCAGGUUCACCUUCAUCGACGACAUUUCUUCCAUCAUGUUCAUUUACUACUGGAUGGCCCUCCUGCGUUUCCACCGCUGCAUAGAGUCCCUGCGCGUGUCGCUUUAUCACCUCAGUUACCAGAAUAUGUACGGCCAAGGCAUACCGCCGCCCAACCUCGCCCUCGACGAGUACAAGUACCAGCAGGGUCGCGAGCUAGCGGGCAAGAUCUGCCGAUCUCUCGACUUUGCGUUGCGGGGGACUCUGCAACCUGAUCUGCUCGUCGCUCCUUGGACUGUUGCCCGGGAAUACUAUCGGGAGAUGAGUGAUACGACCGGGGACGGCAUGUUGGAGUUGUUUUGGUGCGAUAGCUUUAGAGAGAAACUUGUGGAGAAGGGCCAGUAUCUUUCACAGCUUGUUCAGGGGAAGAAAUGGACUGAAGUGGACGGGCCUUGA
Molecule: messenger RNA, 1311 nt
Organism: Scedosporium apiospermum
Lineage: Eukaryota; Fungi; Ascomycota; Sordariomycetes; Microascales; Microascaceae
Exons: 3
Coding region: 1-1311 (436 amino acids)
Biological process (GO): regulation of DNA-templated transcription
Molecular function (GO): DNA-binding transcription factor activity, RNA polymerase II-specific; zinc ion binding
Source: RefSeq, a predicted model, not a curated record